Molecule: messenger RNA, 4919 nt
Organism: Perca fluviatilis (European perch)
Lineage: Eukaryota; Metazoa; Chordata; Actinopteri; Perciformes; Percidae
Gene: pcf11
Product: PCF11 cleavage and polyadenylation factor subunit
Biological process (GO): termination of RNA polymerase II transcription
Cellular component (GO): mRNA cleavage factor complex; cytoplasm
Molecular function (GO): mRNA binding; RNA polymerase II complex binding
Source: RefSeq, a predicted model, not a curated record
UUGUCGUCGGAAAAGCUGACGGAGCGAUAGACGACAAGGCAAACGGGCUGAAAAAUACCUUGUAAAAGCGGCGUUAUUUCCCCGAAUCAGGGCAGAACAGUUAGCUUCAUGAGUUCAUGGACUGCCUGCUUAUCAAUGGUUAUGGUAUUCACAAGGCUGGUGUAGGUUUCGCCGGGUCUAUGAGCUCAAAGAUGGACGACAAAGCGGCGAGAGAAGAUGCCUGCAGAGAGUAUCAGUCCUCGCUGGAAGACCUGACAUUCAACAGCAAGCCACACAUCAACAUGCUGACCAUUCUGGCCGAGGAAAACCUCAACUUCGCCAAGGAUAUCGUCGCAAUUAUUGAAGCGCAAAUAAGCAAGGCCCCAUCUGCCGAGAAGCUUCCAGUUUUGUACUUAGUGGAUUCCAUAGUGAAGAAUGUUGGAGGAGAGUACCUUGCAGUGUUUGCUAAAAACCUAAUCACUUCAUUUAUAUGUGUCUUUGAAAAGGUGGAUGAAAACACUAGAAAGAGUCUGUUCAAGUUACGCUCGACGUGGGACGAUGUGUUUCCUCUGAAGAAGCUGUACGCGCUGGACGCCCGGGUCAACUCGGUGGACCCGGCCUGGCCCAUCAAGCCGCUGCCGCCCACAGUCAACGCCAGCAUUCAUGUCAACCCAAAGUUUUUAAAGCAGUCGGAGGAGGCGCCCUCUCCGCAGCCCGCCCCGGUCCAGCCGGCGCCGACGCCUCCUCCCGCUCCGGCUCCGCAGCCGGUCCCGGCCGUCAGCCCGUCCAGCCUGAGCCAGGAACAGCUGAUCCGACAGCAGCUGCUGGCCAAACAGAAACAACUUCUGGAGCUUCAGCAGAAGAAGAUCGAGCUGGAGCUGGAGCAGACCAAAGCUCAGCUGGCCGGUGGGUUUGUGAUACCGACUACGGUCUCUGCCGCCGCGGCGGCGCUGAGCGCCGCGCCGAAGACCACCAGCCAAACUGCUCCGGUGGUGCGCCCGUGGAUCCCUCCGCAGACCCAGCCGCCAGACGUCAAACCUCCCACCAGAGACCCGCGUCUGAACCGCACAGGCCCCCAGACCGCCUCGCAGCCCAAAGACCAGCCCGCUGGGAAGAAAGAUGGAAGUCACGCUCCGGCUCCGGAGAAACCGGCCCGGCAGGAGAAGGUCAGGACCCCGAAGAAAGAGGCGUCGGAGGAGAAACCCAAGUCCAAGCCCCCGUCUCCGAUGGCCAAAAGCGCCCAGAGCAAAAACAAACCGGGGGAGGCUGAGAUUCAGAAGUCGUCCGACGGCACGAAGAAAGAUCCCAGGCUGAAGAAACGGCCGCAGGACAAGACGCCCUACAAGACGGGCGACUCCAAAGACGAGGAGACGAAGGAGAAGAGAAGAUGCACGGACAAGAAGGAGAGAGACGACAGAGAGGAGGCCGCCGCCGCCGCUUCUUCGGCGCGCGGCCUCGACCCUCACCGGUUCACCAAGGGGAAGUUGGCGAACGGCUCGGUGGCCAAACACGACCGCGACGAGUCCGCGGAGAGGCUCGAGUUCAAGACGGGCGGCAACGCGCGCACGCACGCCAGGAAACGCACCCGCUCGCGCUCCAGGUCUCGCUCGCCGUCCGGUGGUGCCGCCGCCACCUCCUCCUCCCCGAAGAGGAAGGACAGGCGCUCGCCCAAAAGCCGGACGCGGAGCAGCUCUCUGUCCCCGUCGCCGUCUCACAAGCAGCCGGGCAAACCGCGCAGAGCCGAACCGGAGCACGCCGGCAAGCCCGGCCGAGAGGACCGGCUCGCGCCCAAGAAGAACCAAUCGGAGAGCCGGAGGUCGAAGAGGCCGGCAGAGGACCGGCGGUCCGAGUCCAGGGACUCUCACUCCCCGCGGAGCCACGACGGAGGCGCCAAGGACGCCAAGGAGGCGCCGCACCGCUGGAGGAGCGGCUGGGAGGAGAACAAACAUCCGAAGCUGCCGGAGGAUUCUCACGUGAAGCCAGCGGCGCCGAGGCACAAACCGUACGGCACCCCGACUCGCCCCGCCACCCCCCGAACCCCGAAGCACCGCCUCAGCGUGGACGCCAACCUGCAGAUACCAGAAGUCCUCAACUCCGCCUCCAAGAAGGAUCUGCUCAGGAGGGCCAGCAAGCGCCUGGAGAGCGGGGAGAUUUCCCAGGAGGACUUCCUGAACAUGGCCCACCAGAUCAAGCACUUCUUCCAGUAUCAGGAGGAGAAGCAGCGCUCCGACAGCUGGGACGACUCGGGCGACUAUCCCGCCAAGAAACUGCUGACGUCGCCGCCGCCGCCCCCCUCCUCCUCCUCCGCGGUGCCGCGGCCGCACGACGCCAUGGACGCCGCGCAGCUGUCGUACUACGAACACAAGUCCAAACUGAGGAAGACGCAGGUGAACCGAGCGCGCGCCGCAGGAGAGGAGUGGGACGGGGAGGAGAGUUCGGAGGAUGGCGAGGGAGAAGGGACGGGCGAGAAGACGGGCGGCGCCCGCAGUGCCGGACAACCGCCGACGCAUAAAUACAGCCAGGCGGCACGGGACAGGCAAGGCGAAAGGAGGAGUAAAGAGCACGAGGAGCCGCGGCCUCCGCUCGGCCCAAUGAUCGAAGAGUACAACCACGGCAAAGAGUUCCCCACGCUGAAAUCUCUACCGGGCCUUCGCUUCAGGAGGAGAGCCGACCCCCGAGAGCCCAAGAGGUCAGAGGUCAGGUUCUGGAGCUGCGGGGUGUCAGGGUCUCGAUCAGUGACACUUCAGCAGGGCGAGCGAGAGUGGACCUCGCCGCUGACCGAGCGACAGCGCUUCGCCGAACGCGAGGUGCAGAAGAGCGGCUACGACGCGCCGCGCCGGUACGGCCCGCCUGGCGACCCACGGAGACCAGAAGGCCCGCCUCCUCCGCCACCCCCACCACCGCCGCCAGCGCUGCUCGCCGCCACCGGCGUCCACAUGAACGCCCCGAGCCCGGCCGGCCUGGACGCCACGGCGCCCAGGAUCGAGCGCGAGCGCCUGUCUCCCUUACACCAGAAGGACCUAGCGGAGCUCAGCCCGCGCUUCGAGAGCCCCAACAGCGAGCACUCGGACGACGGGCCCCUCAAUCUGGACCCCCACGCCCCCCCUAACCACCCUCUGGCGCCGCCGAAAUCCAUCCUGAAGGCGCCGCCGCGCGGCGGACCGCUGACCUCCGUGAGACAGCACAGCGACUCGCCGGGACACACGCCGCCGCACGACGGCGCCGGACACCCCCCGCAGCAGCGGUACGACGGCCCGGCGCACAUGGGCCCCUCCAGACCGAACCCACAGGGGGGGUGGUACGAGAACAGCCGCUACGAUGACUCGCCGCGCUUCGAAGGGCCGCACCACCACCACCAGGGUCCCGGCAGGUUCAACAACGGCGGGGGCGGGGGCGGCGGGGGGAGCGGACCGCCUCAUCACAGCAUGCCAGAGAGGUUCGAUGGCCCCCACAUGUCCCACGGACCAAUGGGACGCUUCGAAGGUCCGCCUCACCCUCAGGGCCCCGUGAGGUUCGACGGUCCCAUCGGUGGGGGGCAGCAGCAGCCUCCCGUGAGAUUUGAGGGCCCGGGACACUUUGAUGGCCCCAUGCAGCGCUUCGAGGGGCCGCGGCGCUUUGAUAACAACAUGGCCCCGGGCCCUGGAUCCGGACCAAUGGGCUUCCAGCAGCAGCAGCGGCCGAUGCGCUUCGACGGUCCUCCAAACCAGAUGGGCCCGAUGCGGUUUGAGGGCCCCGGCCCGAUGCGGUUUGAGUCCCCGGCCCAGCAGGGGGGCCCCAGGUUUGACCUCCCCAGCGUGCACCAUCAGGGCGGGCCCCCGCUGUACGAGCAGGGCCCCAUGAGGUUCCCGCCUCAACACAACCUGCAGCCGCCCAUGAGGCCGAUGGCCCCGCCCAUGUACGAAAACCCCCUCCCCCCGCAGCAGAACUUCAACAUGGGGGGGGGCCCCCAGUGCUUCCCGGAGCCGAUGAACGCGCAGUUCCCCCCCGCGGGGCCCAUGGCGUUCCCGGCUCAGCCCAACAUGCAGCCGGGAGGGAACUUCAACAUGCAGCCAGGCCCCGCCCCCUUCAGCCAGACAGGCCCCGCCCCCUUCAGCCAGACAGGCCCCGCCCCCUUCUACAACCCUGCUGCCCCCCCCGCGGUCAGCAUGCAGCAGCCGGUCAACAUGUUGGGGAACCUGAACCAGCCCUUCCUGCCUCAGAACCCCGUGCCUUUUGGACAGCAGACUCUGCAGGUCGCUCCUCCCGAGAACCACUUCGGUCAGGUUGACGUCAACGACCUGCUGUCCAAACUCAUCUCCAACGGCAUCAUCAAGCCCUCGCAGCCCGACGUGGUGCCGACCGCCACCACCGAGCCGACGUCGGCGCCUACAGCCGCGCCGCCUCCGGUGGAGGAGGAGGAAGAGGAGGCCGAGCUGGAGGAGGAAGACGAUUUCCCCGACUUAACAGGCUUCAACGUCGACGACAUGAAACAGCGCUACGAGAGCGUGGUGACCCGACUGUACUCGGGGAACCAGUGCUGCCUGUGCAGCAUGAGGUUCACCACCACCCAGACCGACCUGUAUGCUGACCACCUGGACUGGCACUUCAGACAGAACCACGCCGGCAAAGUCGCCAGCAAGAAGAUCACACAUCGGCGCUGGUACUACGGCCUCACGGACUGGAUAGAGUUUGAGGAGAUCGCAGACCUGGAGGAGAGAGCCAAGAGUCACUUCUUCGAGAAGGAGAACGAGGAGGAGGUGCAGAAGAGCCAGGCGGCCGCCAAGGAGAAGGAGUUCCAGAGCGUGAAGGCCACAAAGGACCAAGUGGGAGAGCUGUGUGAGAUCUGCCAGGAGGCGUUUGAGACGUACUGGGUGGAGGAGGAGGAGGACUGGUUCCUGAAGAACGCCCUCAGGGUCGACGACAAGAACUUCCAUCCUGCCUGUUUUGAAGAUUAUAAAAAU